Molecule: messenger RNA, 945 nt
Organism: Otolemur garnettii (small-eared galago)
Lineage: Eukaryota; Metazoa; Chordata; Mammalia; Primates; Galagidae
Product: olfactory receptor 1F12-like
Exons: 1
Coding region: 1-945 (314 amino acids)
Biological process (GO): G protein-coupled receptor signaling pathway
Cellular component (GO): membrane
Molecular function (GO): olfactory receptor activity; G protein-coupled receptor activity
Source: RefSeq, a predicted model, not a curated record
AUGGAGAGCAGGAAUCACACAAGCGCUUCUGAGUUUAUCCUCCUAGGGCUCUCCAGUCAGCCAGAGAGGCAGGAGCUAGUCUUUGGGCUCUUCCUUGCCAUGUACCUGGUUGGCACUGCAGGGAACUUGCUCAUGAUCCUGGCCAUUGGCUCAGAUGUCCGUCUCCACACUCCCAUGUACUUCUUCCUCAGCAACCUCUCCCUGGUAGAUUUCUGCUUCAUUUCUGCCACAGUCCCCAAGAUGCUUGUGAACAUCCAGACACAGACUCAGUCCAUCUCCUACAGAGGCUGCCUAGCCCAGAUCUACUUCUGCAUCCUGCUUGCCAACAUGGACAACUUCCUCUUAACAGCAAUGGCCUAUGACCGCCAUGUGGCCAUCUGCCAUCCCCUGCAUUACUCCUCCAAGAUGAGUCUGCAUGUCUGUGCCCUGAUGCUGGGAAGCUCAUGGCUCAUUGCCAGCCUCCACUCCCUAUUACACACCCUGCUCAUGGCACGGCUGGACUUCUGUGCCAGCAACAUUAUCCCUUACUUCUUCUGUGACCUCCUUCCCCUGCUCCAGCUCUCCUGUUCCAACACCCAGCUCAACCAACUCAUGAUCCUGCUGGUGGGGGGCAUGAUCGUCCUCAUGCCCUUCCUUGGCAUUCUUGUCUCCUACACACGCAUUGUGUCGGCUGUGCUCAGGAUCCCAUCUGCCCGUGGUAAACAAAAGGCCUUCUCCACCUGUGGCUCCCACCUGACUGUGGUCAUCCUCUUCUAUGGGACUAUCACAGGGGUCUAUCUGAGCCCCUCAUCCUCCCACUCUGCUGACAAGGAUUCACUGGCUUCAGUGAUGUACAUGGUGGUGACUCCCAUGCUGAAUCCCUUCAUCUACUGCUUGAGAAACAAAGACAUUAAAGGAGCCCUAAGGAAACUGUUCAGCCUGAAAGCUUUAUUCUGUGGACUAUGA